AUUGUAAAAUUGAUUAUGGUGAUGUGUUGAAUAGUUGUUUGAGGUAAAUGGGUUGCUGAGGUUUUGAAUUUUGAGGAUUGAAUCAGUUACAGAGUUUUUAGCAAAAGAAAGAAAGAAAACAGAGACGAGGAAAUGAGGAAAUCGUUCAAGGAUUCUCUCAAGGCUCUUGAAGCUGAUAUUCAGUUCGCCAAUACCCUGGCUUCUGAUUAUCCAAGAGAAUAUGAUGGUGCUUGCCUUCAGAUGCGAUUAUCUUACAGUCCGGCUGCUCAUUUCUUCCUUUUUCUCGUCCAAUGGACUGAUUCUCAUCUUGCUGGUGCCUUGGGAUUGCUCAGAAUUCUUAUGUACAAGGCAUACACUGAUGGAAAGACCACCAUGUCUAUCCAUGAAAGAAAAGCUAGCAUAAGAGAAUUCUAUGGGGUGAUCUUUCCUUCAUUAUUGCAACUUCAAAGGGGAAUUACGGAUGUGGAUGAGAGGAAACAGAAGGAAAUUUGCGCUUCAAAGUUCAAGAAAAGGGACAAAAUGAAUAAAGGAAAGCUCUCCGAAAUCGAUUUUGAGAGAGAAGAAGAAUGUGGGAUUUGCAUGGAGAUGCACAGCAAGAUCGUGUUGCCCAAUUGCAACCAUUCGAUGUGCAUGAAAUGCUAUCGAACUUGGCGAAUAAAAUCGCAGUCAUGCCCAUUCUGCCGGGACAGCCUGAAAAGAGUGGAUUCAGGUGAUCUUUGGAUAUACACAAGCAAAAACGACAUUACCGAUCUAUGUUCGAUCUCGAGGGAGAACAUGAAACGCCUGUUCAUGUAUAUAGAGAAGUUGCCACUCAUUGUCCCAGAUCCAAAGAUUGUUUAUGAUCCACAGCAGCAACGUUAAGCAUGUAUUAUUUGCAUUAAAGUGUAAAUAAUUGU
Molecule: messenger RNA, 896 nt
Organism: Hibiscus syriacus
Lineage: Eukaryota; Viridiplantae; Streptophyta; Magnoliopsida; Malvales; Malvaceae
Product: E3 ubiquitin-protein ligase AIRP2-like
Exons: 5
Coding region: 133-861 (242 amino acids)
Biological process (GO): protein ubiquitination
Cellular component (GO): cytosol
Molecular function (GO): ubiquitin protein ligase activity
Source: RefSeq, a predicted model, not a curated record